AUGGAUUCAUAUAACUCUGACUUGAAAACGGUACCACAAGCGCACGGCGAGGAGGAUAAUGACAACGACAUCAACAUAGACGAUGGAGAUUUCGAAAUUGAUUCAGAGCCUGAUUUGGAUGAGGAUCCUAUCAAGGCAGUGUUCGACCGAGAUAUGGAGGAUGCACGCCAAUUGACUAUCCAGCAACGAAAGUCAAACUUGACCGACGAUGAAAAAAAGGAGGAGAAACUGGAUUUUAUCAAUAAGAAGAAACACGAGUGGAAGAAGAAUACACAAGACGGCCGAAACUUUCUGCACCAUUUGGCCUACUACAACUACAAGAACGAUGUGCAGCAACGCCCAAGUAUUAUCCUCCAAUGGCUCAUGGUUGGAGCCAUUUCCCGUUUGUCCAGCCUCGUGGGGUCUUUGGACAACGACAAGCGGACUCCUUUAACUGCCGCGUUUUCACGGGGGAACGAAAUGUUUGUCCAUUCUAUGUGCAAAACAAUUCCGCCAAAAACACGCGAGAAGUUCCAGACUUUUUUACUCAAAGACUGCAGUCGAGAUAGCGAGACUACGUGCCUUCAUGCUGCUACAAGUUGUACUUUUGACAAUGGACAAAAGAGACUUGAGUUCUUCAGUAACCUUUGCACAUUUGUACCAAAGGAAAUGUUUUCCGUCAGAGAUAAACAAGGUCGUACACCUCUGCAUAUGGCAGUUGAGUACGAUCAAUGUUGUACUAGCCAGGUGCAGAUUGUCGAACAACUACUGCGCUCGCAUCCCAGUGUAUUGGACAUGACAAUACAAGACCCAAGAAAUCCAAGCCAAAACUUGUCAGCCUACCAAUAUCACCACUAUACUCGGAAAAAAACAGAGAAAAAGAUGGCAGAGAGUCAACAGAGAGUUACUGAAAACAUGAGUAUCCAAGAGGCUAGAAAUGGAGCUUCAAAAAAGGCAGAUACUAGGGAUGAAAAGAAAUCCGAUCCAAAGAAGGACUCCAGGAGAGUAUUAACAAAAGAGGAAAAGUCUGGCACUUCGAAGACGAGCAUGGGGCCUCCGCCACCGAGGGAUAUGGGCGAUGCAAACUCGAAGCGAAGAGGCUCAAUAUCCCAAACUCCGCAGGGAGCGACCACUCCUGUUCGUACACCAAUCUUGAACCCGAUCCGCCGUACCCAUACUGGGACUCAGCCCGACACGGUUAGCAAGUCUGUACAGAAGGCAAGAGAAACUGCAGAGACUGCAAAGAUGAUCAGUAACCUGCUUAAGCUUGAAACGUUGCGCAGGCAGAGCCCAGCGAAGGCAGCCGAGAACUUACAGUUAUACGAUGAGCCAGUUAGAGAAUUCUGGUUCGACUUUGGGCCCCCCAAGGCCCUUAGUCAAGAUGAAUUCAAAAAGCACUUCGAUCAUUUACGAUUCGACACGGCACUUCAGUAUGUCGCGUUUCCACAGAUUUCCACCAAGGACGAUAGGGAUCAAUCAGACGUGAGAUAUAGUGGAAGAGAGGAUAUGAUCUUCUUUUUUGAUUGGCUUCGAAAUAAAUCUGUUACUAAGAUCGUCAAGGUUUUUGUUGAAGACAUGGAACCGCCUUCACAUCGUGACGAAGCCAUAGAACGUUGUUUGAAGUACUUUAAAGUAGAAGUGCUCGACUGGAAACGAUUGGAUCUUGAUUCAGUCACGCUUCGUGAGAUUGGAGCCAAUCUACGCGAGGUUUACCUGCAAUGGAGCGGAAGCAAUAACACCCUUCGAGCGUGGUCAGAGCAAGAUGCUCUUCCCUCUCUACCUUCACUAGAGGUGAUCCAUCUAAUUCAGAAACAGGGAAUUGAGUCGCCUGAACGAACUUUUAAAAACCUCCAAGCCUUUGAAGAGCGCUUGAAUAAGUUUUGGCCAGAUGGCAUCCCUCGGCCUCGUGUAAUCCGACCUAAAUCAGGUGGUGGCCGGCCGUUGGCGCAUGUCCGGACAACAGAGGCAAAAUCUCAGCACCAGGAGCGCCCAGUUGAUCCACAUAGAUGGAUUGAAUGCAUGCAAAACUUUUCACAAUGCUUUAGACAGAUAAAAGCUCUCAGGGAGGCCACAGGCGUGUCUCCCUCGCCCGUGGAGGUUGCUCUUAUCGACGAUGGUGUCGAUAUUACUCACCCCGAUCUCAACGACAUCAAAGAUCGGAGAAUAUUUGGCAAGAGCUUUGAUUCUGAAGGCGGGAGCUCCAACAAUCGCGUCCCGCCAUAUUGGAGCUCAUCCUCCGGCCAUGGGACAUUAAUGGCGAAAUUCAUACACAAGAAACUUCAAAUCAAGCCAGAGAGUGCAAUCAAGGCCAUCAACUAUGCUGCGGAGAGAGGAUCGCAGAUUAUUUGCAUGUCAUGGACUAUCAAACCUCCAGAGGGAGAAUUGAGAAACCGAUUCAAUGCCGCGGUACAAAACGCUGUUGAUAAUCACGGCAUUCUCAUGUUCUGUUCGACUAGUGACCAAGGACAGUUAGCCGACAUCAACUACCCACAUCAGAGCAACCGUCAGUGCUUUCGAAUUGGUGGUGCAAAGUCCACUGGAACUAUGCUCGACACAGUUGGUGAUCCUCAUGCGGUGGAUUUCAUCUUUCCCGGGCACGAAGUUGUCAUCAGCAGCAGAGAGGAUGAUAGCUCAGCACAGAAAUUCGAACCUCACACAGGUAGCUCUGUCGCCAACGCUCUUGCGACAGGUCUAGCAGCGCUUGUCAUUGAGUGUGUGAGGUUGAGUGUGAUAUACAACCGAGAAUUGGCAAAGCAGGGUCAACAGACUAUUGUCGCGUUUGGGUACAGUCCGAUUGUUGAAGAUGAUAUAACCAAGAUCCGAGAACGCGCCCGAAUGGAAGAUGCAUUUCACAGUAUUGGGGUUAACCAAAACACAAACCACAAGUACAUUGAGGUUUGGAACACGUUUGAUGCAGUUGCUACGAAUCUGAAAAGGAGUGGUGCUGAAUAUGAGAAGCUACGACAUAUCGCAACUCUUGCUGAGUACUUUUUGAAGAAAGGAGUCAAGUAA
This is a messenger RNA of Fusarium poae, 2991 nucleotides long. RefSeq lists its product as uncharacterized. The transcript has 8 exons. Bases 1 to 2991 code for a protein of 996 amino acids. Gene Ontology annotation, biological process: proteolysis. NCBI's taxonomy places the organism in Eukaryota, Fungi, Ascomycota, Sordariomycetes, Hypocreales, Nectriaceae. Gene Ontology annotation, molecular function: protein binding; serine-type endopeptidase activity. The record is from RefSeq and is a predicted model, not a curated record.